CCAACCCCCCCACCCCAAGACGAAGAAGGCACUUUCUCUUUCUCUCUCUCUCUCUUUGGGUUAUAUUUCUUCUGCGACACAACGCCCCUCUCCCCUUCUCUCUCCUUCCUUCCUUCUGUUUCUCUCUCUAGGCGGUACAAGUGCUCACGAGCACCAGCACCGCCACCUCGCACGCCGUACGACACAGUGCUGCCAGGACGUUUUUGCGCCUAGAGACGCGCUCAGAGGACGGCUCGUCACGCCACAAGCAGCAGCAGUAGCAGCAGCUGACCGAGACGCAUUGACGCAGAGGUACGGAGAGAUGAGCUCUUGUGUCGAGAGCGAAAGCGAGAGCGGACGAUCCAGCAACUACGGCCAUUCGUCCACCUACUACAACAUCGGAACUGGGAGAGGAGAUGAUUUAGACGAGGAACUAUGGCAAGCUUGCGCCGGCCCCUUAGUUUAUGUUCCUAAAGCUGGGGAAACCGUGUUCUACUUCCCCCAAGGGCACAUUGAGCAGGUUGAGGCAUAUACAAACCGAGAUGGUGAUGUGGAAAUGCCUAUCUACAAAUUGCCUUCAAAAAUCCUCUGCAAGGUUGUUUGUGUUCAGCUUAAGGCUGAGAUUCAUACGGAUGAAGUGUUUGCACAAAUUACAUUGCUCCCAGAGGCAAAGCAAGAUGAGGUCAAUUCUAACUGCAAAUCUUCACCAACGCCUCAAAGGGACAAUUCACCUUUCUUUGUCAAAAUUCUGACUCGCUCUGAUAUAAGCACACAUGGUGGAUGCUCUCUUCCUAAGCGACCGGCAGAAGAAUGCCUUCCUUACCUGGACAAGUCACAGCCCCAUCCAGUUCAAGAUCUUGUGACAAAGGACUUGCAUGGAAAGGAAUGGCGUUUCCGCCACAUCUACCGUGGUAAACCCAAAAGACAUUUGCUCACAAGAGGUUGGAGUGAUUUUUUAACUUCAAAGAAGCUGGUCGACGGAGAUGCAUGCAUAUUCCUUAGAGGAAGGGAUGGAGAUGUGCGCAUUGGUGUACGCCGUUUGAUGAAAUCUCAAACAACCGCAUCAUCCUCUGUCCUAUCUGCCCACAGCAUGCGCCAUGGCAUACUAGGCAGUGCCUUGCAUGCAGUUUCUACUGGAACCAUGUUUUCUGUGUACUGUCGUCCCUGGGCAUGUACUUCAGGUUUCAUCAUUGCUUAUGACCAGUACAUGAAAGCAAUGGCAAAUGGCUAUUUUAUCGGAGAAAGAUUUAGGAUGAAGUUUGAAGACUACGGAUGUGGAGAACAGAGGCUUGGAGGCACUGUAGUAGGCAUAGAAGAUAUUGACCCGCUGACAUGGCCUGGCUCUGACUGGAGAUGUAUCAAGGUGCAAUGGGAUUCUGCACGUGCCAAAUGUAUACGCCCAGAAAGAGUUUCUCCAUGGGAUAUUGAGCCCCUAGACCCAGACAGGAAGAAGCAGGCCAUUCUUCCAACCUCGCUAAAGAGGAUUUGUCCACAGAACUUACCGUUGCAUUGGCCUCCUACAUUCAUAAUGGAUGGAUCCCAGUGGACUUCAGUUGCACAAAAGUCUCGAAGAUAUUCGGGGGUCUUUCAAGGUCAAGAAAAAUCUAAUUUGCCAAUUUAUGAAUCCAACGUGCCAAGGCCAUUACCAUUAGUACCAUGUUUGCCCACUCCAAUUCAACAUGUCGAGUUGGCACCACAAGGUCAAAUUCACUUAGCAGUGCAUAAUGCAUGUCAUCAACAUCCUGAGAGUGCAUUUUUGGUAGGUGAUGGGGGGAAAAGAGAAAGUCUGGGUCCGAGUGGUCAAUGGCCUCCAGCAUGCAUCGCUCCAGGACGUGGUCCUGGUAAAAGCUUGUCAGCACAAGACAUCAGCCCUGCUAACUCCACCUCCCAGGCACGGAUGACUUCUCAAACAAAGGACGAUAAUGAGAAAACCAUUGCCAAGACACAUUGCUUUGGCAAAUGCAAGGUUUUUGGUGUCAAUUUAGCAGAUGAUGUAUCGGAGCUCCAUUCACCACAAGUUGCCAACUCCAGUGAACUGUCUAGCCCUUCUUCAGUUCCUCCAUUAUCAAAGCCCUGCGACUUUGUGCAGGUUAUCAUAAAUGGAACUGCUCCAGGAAGGCCGGUCAACCUCAGACAGUUGAAAGGCUAUGAUGACCUCAUUCACCGGCUCAAUCAGAUGUGCGAUUUCCAUGGAAACUUGAUCGACGAAAGCAGCGGGUGGCACGUGAAAUGCAUGGAUGACAAUGGGGACAGUGUGCCAAUAUGGGAUUAUACCUGGCAGGAACUUGUCCCUAUGGUACAUCAGAUACUCAUUUGCCCGAAGGAAGGAGAAAAGGGCAAACCGGGACCAUGCUCCUCUGAUGUAGCUUCUUCCUAAUGCUGCUGCUGUCGGUCACGUCACUCGCUACGGUUUCUUUCUCACUUUGUGUACUUGAGUUUUAUGGUGAUUGGGACUUAUGUCAGGCCUUGUGCCGAUGAUAUGGCGCGCGUUGACAAUGUUCUCGCCGGUUUGUGCUUUUGAUUGCGUCUGGAACUUCUUUAAUUUGUAUCGAUCACACUAUGCCGGAUCUCUAUGGUUGCUCCUGGCAACGCAAUCGCUGGAUAUCAUAACAAGCGAAUG
Rhodamnia argentea is the source of this 2599-nucleotide messenger RNA. RefSeq names its product auxin response factor 2A-like. The coding region runs from base 302 to 2356 and encodes 684 amino acids. Gene Ontology annotation, cellular component: nucleus. The transcript is spliced from 15 exons. Lineage: Eukaryota; Viridiplantae; Streptophyta; Magnoliopsida; Myrtales; Myrtaceae. The record is from RefSeq and is a predicted model, not a curated record. Gene Ontology annotation, molecular function: DNA binding; protein binding. Gene Ontology annotation, biological process: response to hormone; regulation of DNA-templated transcription.